Messenger RNA from Prorocentrum cordatum, 2406 nucleotides. The record is from the annotation of a GenBank genome assembly. NCBI's taxonomy places the organism in Eukaryota, Dinophyceae, Prorocentrales, Prorocentraceae.
AUGGGCGGCCGCAGCAGACGCCGCCGCGACCGCGGCAGGGACCGCAGCAGGUCCUCUGGCAGCGAGAGCAGCGCAGGCAGCGGACGGCAGCCACCGCCGGCGCGCAAGCGGCGCAAGGCCAAGAACGGGGAGGCCGAGAAGGCGCCGACAUCGGCCGACAUUCCAGGAGCACCAGCCCGCGCCGAGAAUGCACAGCCAGGGGAGCAAGAAUCAGCCCCGUCGAGAGAGAAGGGGGCAUGGCGCACGGAGGUGAAGCAGGCCGACACCGCGGAGGCGAGCGACGACGACGUCCCAGACGGACUCAUAGUGCAGGACGAGACCGAGGAGGACGUCGAGAAGAAGCUCAGAGAAAGCCGUGCGCGGCGCGAGGCUCUCAUGGCCAAGUGGGUGACGCGAGGCGAGGGCCAGGAGGGCGGCGGCCUGCACAUGCCCGACACCGCGUGCUCCCUGGAGGACGACUCCGGCUCGGACGGGGAGACCGCCCAGUUCUUCGCCAAACGGCGGCAGGAGCAGGAGGAGGUGCAGGACCGUGAGCCCACGGCGCUGGAGAAGGCGGAGCGGGACGCGAAGCAGGCGGUGACCCGAUUCAUCAUGGCGGAGAAGGCCAGAGAGGAAGAGCGCGGCGACAUGUUCGGCGAGGAGGGCGACGACGAGGCGGCCCUCAAGAGGCGCGACAGCAAGCUGCACGCUCAGGCGAUCGGCCAGACGGGCGCAUCGGGAGCCGACUGGGACGAGGACUUGUACUACAAGGCGCAGGUCGGUGAGAUGAUGAACAACCGCUACAGGGUCUUCGAGACUUUGUGCGGGAAGGGCACGUUCUCCAACGUCGUCAAGUGCACCGACGAGAAGACAAAGGAGGCCGUCGCCAUCAAAGUCAUCAGAAGUAAUGACAUGAUGCGAAAGGCUGCCGAGAAGGAGGUUGAAAUCCUCAACCGAUUGGCCCAGGCGGACAAGGGCAACAAGAAGCACGUGAUCCGCCUCCUCGCCACCUUCGACUACAGAGACCACUACUGCCUGGUAUUCGAGUGCAUGUGGGACAACCUCAGGGUUGCACAGCAGAAGUACACCAAGGGCGAGGGCAUGUCACUGAAGGCCGUGCGGGCCUACACGAAGCAGCUGCUCGUGGCCCUGCGGCACAUCCACCGAUGUGAGCUGGUGCACGCGGACAUCAAGCCAGACAACAUUCUCAUCAGUGCAGGGCACAACCUGGUGAAGAUAUGCGAUCUGGGGUCCGCGAUGGAGCUCACGGAGGUCGAGAUCACGCCAUACCUCGUGAGCCGAUUCUAUCGGGCCCCCGAGAUUGUUAUCGGCGCCAAGUACGGCCAAGCCGCGGACACGUUCGCGCUUGGCGCCACGCUUUUGGAGUUAUUCACGGGCAAGAUCCUGUUUCCUGGGAAGUCUAACAACGAUAUGUUGAGGCUCUUCAUGGAGGUUAAGGGCAAGCUGCCACACAAGUUUAUCAAGACAGGGACUGUCUGGAAGAGCCACUUCGACGAGAACUUGGACUUCAAGUUCUUGGACAGGAAGGGCAAGAAGGUGGUCACCCGGAUAAUCACCGACCUGUCCGCGAAACGGCCCAUCCUAGAGAUGGUCAUGGCGAGGAUCGGGCCCGAGAAGCAGCGGUCGACGCUGGCCGAGGACGCGGCGGACCCGCCGCCCUGCCCCCGCGGGGCUCCGCCGCCCGCGGGCCUGGCGAGGGCGCGGGGCGCUCGCGGCCUGCUGCUGGCGCUGUGGGGAGGUGCGCUUCGAAGGCGUCUCUCCGUCGCAGCUUGCGCGUAUUUGCUGAAGGCGGUGCUCACGGUGUGCUCACCCGUGGCCGUUUUUGCUCUGCUCCGUUGGUUCCAAGACUCGGAUGCUCCAUGGCAGCACGGCUGCUGGUUUGCAGCGGGUAAUGCUUGCGCGGUGCUGGGCCAGCAUGUGCUGCACCGGGUGUUUGUCUACCAGGGCGCCGCAGCUGGGCGUCAUUGCCAGCUGGCAGUUGCUGGCGCUCUCUUCCGUCAGACUUUGCAGCUGGGCGUUGCGUCCUGCGCGCGUUUCGACAGCGGUGGGCUGACCAAUUUGGCAGGCAAGGAUGCAGAGAACGUUUCAGAGUUGUGGUUGGGCAUCAUCCCACUCGUGCUUCAGCCAAUCGAGAUCAUCGCUGUGAUAUGCUUGCUGUGGCUGGUCGUGGGCGAGGCAACGUUGGGAGCGCUUGCCCUGUGUCUUCUGAGCCUGGCAGGUGUCAAGGCUGUCGGCGGUAUGGCGGAGCGGUGCACCGCACGAAGCGCCGCGCUGUCGGACGAGCGGCUCAAGCGUCUGUCUGAAGUGCUCUACGGCAUCAAGGUUGUCAAAGCCAAUGGGUGGGCCUCGCGCUUCGAGGGGCAGGUGCGCGGCGUUGCCCGCAAGGAGAGUCACAGUUGUCUUUAA